UUGCACCUUUCUAUUUAUUUAACCUUGCCUUCGCUUUCAGACCUCUAAUAAAAAAGAUUUCUCUUUUUAAGAGUUCAUACCUUCUUGUAUUGAUUUGUCUGUGAAUUCAUUGUGAUCUCUCAGCAAAUAAAACAACAAUGUCAACCGAGAAGGAGAGGGAGACUCAUGUUUACAUGGCCAAGCUCGCUGAACAGGCCGAGCGCUAUGACGAGAUGGUUGAGAGCAUGAAAAAUGUUGCCAAACUUAAUUGUGACCUGACUGUGGAGGAGAGGAACCUCCUCUCGGUGGGAUACAAAAAUGUAAUUGGUGCUAGGCGGGCUUCUUGGCGGAUCAUGUCUUCAAUUGAGCAGAAGGAAGAAUCUAAAGGAAACGACAGCAAUGUUAAACUGAUUAAGGGAUACCGCCAGAAGGUGGAGGAGGAACUCUCCAAGAUUUGCAAUGACAUCUUGUCCAUCAUCGAUGACCAUCUGAUCCCCUCUUCCGCCUCAGGAGAAGCAACCGUGUUCUACUACAAGAUGAAAGGUGACUACUACCGCUAUCUAGCUGAGUUCAAGGCUGAUCAGGAAAGGAAGGACGCAGCCGAUCAGUCAUUAAAGGGUUACGAGGCUGCUUCUGCCACUGCAAGCACAGAUCUGCCUUCAACCCACCCAAUUCGUCUUGGCCUUGCCCUUAACUUCUCUGUUUUCUACUAUGAGAUCAUGAACUCUCCUGAGAGGGCCUGCCAUCUGGCCAAACAAGCUUUCGACGAGGCAAUUGCAGAGUUGGACACUUUAAGUGAGGAAUCAUACAAGGACAGCACCUUAAUUAUGCAGUUGUUAAGAGAUAACCUCACUCUCUGGACUUCUGAUUUGCCUGAAGAUGGAGGUGAUGAUGACUUCAAAGGUGAAGAAUCAAAGGAAAAACCUGCCGAAGGAGAGCACUGAGGGGGGAUCUGGGAGCAAUGCGCAAGGCAAGUGGAUGCCAAACUCCUUUGCAGUUUGCAGAAGUGGGCAUCUUUUUAUUAGCUUUCCUGGCCAGGGAUUCGAUGGAACAGUCAUGACAGUUUUUUAUGCCACUGCUCCUUUUGAAUCCUACAAAAAGCUGAUGUUAUCAAUUGCUCUUCCUUUUUUAUUUCCUUCUUUUAUUCUAAACAGAGUUUUUCGUUUUUUUUUUUUUUAAUUUGUUUUUAUUCAUUGUUCUUGCACGCAUAAACUUCAUGUCAAAAUCGUGGACCUCCUUUAUUUUACCUUCUGUUAUUAUCUGCCCAGCUUGCCAUUUAUGCUUCUUCUUUUUUUCGUGUAAUGGUAACCUUAAAUCAGCUUUUGUACAUCAAUAAUAAUUUUAUUUUUUUCUA
Populus trichocarpa (black cottonwood) is the source of this 1333-nucleotide messenger RNA. Its product is annotated as 14-3-3-like protein GF14 iota. The transcript is spliced from 7 exons. NCBI's taxonomy places the organism in Eukaryota, Viridiplantae, Streptophyta, Magnoliopsida, Malpighiales, Salicaceae. The record is from RefSeq and is a predicted model, not a curated record. Gene Ontology annotation, cellular component: cytoplasm. Gene Ontology annotation, biological process: signal transduction. Bases 138 to 923 code for a protein of 261 amino acids.